GGGCUUUGUUUGGGGAACCAUGCACGUGCGUUGCUAGCUGCAGUGAACGUUACCUAACCGCAGAAGGGUUCAUUUACAAGCAAAAACUAAACAAUUACAGGUUAAAAUACUGCGUUAGCUUGUCAAAUGAAAUGUUUUUGCGACCGUGGAUAUGACUGACACAAUCUGGUAGUGGCAGUUCGCUACGUAAAACCACGUAAAUAUGACUAUUUUCUGUUGUUACGGCUGAAUAACCGUUAAAACUCAACGGUAAUGGCUGUUCUGUCGUCUCUGCUGUUUUCUUCCGCUCGUCUCCUCGCAACUUCUCGAUUACUGUUUCGGGAACUGGCAGUUGAAACACGGAUAACAUGGCAGUGCUUGUCAGUCCAGCGUUGUUACACGUCGGACACUGCAGUCUCAUCAGCUGAUCAUCUCAGCUCUGGACUUGAGAGGUACAAGGACUUACAGAAAUAUUUCAGCCGGAGACUGAAGGCAGCUUACCGCAGGUUCUCCAAUAUACCCGAUCACUCAAUGGUAUUUGGCCAUCACCAUAUGUAUUUCAUUGAAGAGGAUGGCAUCUACAGAAUGGACAGGAGACAGAGUGAUCUGGAGCCAGAGCAGGUGUUAAAUCUAGGACAAGUCUCUGGAGGGCAGGAGAAUGAAGAGAGGAAGCAAAGGUUUCAGUGGACAGUCCAGAGAAUCCGUCUGUCCCCACAGGAGAAGCAUCUUGCUGCCACACUGAAGUUUAGUCACAGAGAAGAGCUGAGAUGUGUAGUUGUGAGGCUUGGAAAGAGACAUUUCCUCCCUGUGGAUCCCCAACCCGUCGUACUCACACUGGAGAAAGUCUUCAGCUUUGAGUGGGCCACAGAUGAUGUCCUGUUUUACGCAACUCUGGAGGAGCUUCGUUCCAGUGCAGUGUUUCGUCUGGAUCUGACCUCCAGUGGCAGCAGGAUAACCCAUGUGUAUGAGGAAACACAGCCCGAUGUGUUUGUGGAGGUUGCCCUGUCCAGAGACCGACAGAUCCUGACAAUCAACUGCAACAGCAGGAACAGUUCAGAGGUGCUGCUAUGUGAUAUAACAAGAUCCCACUUGGAGCCUUUUUUGGUUCAGCCGCGCCAGCUGGACCUCCUAUACCAUGUGGAACACUGGAGGAAGUGGCUUAUUAUGCUGGCUAAUACAGGGCCUGGACAAGAAUAUCAGGUCGUGAAGGCCCCUCUCUCCGAGCCAUCCAUGGUCUCCUGGAACUCUUUGUAUGCUCCUGACCCUGGCACUGUAAUUAAAGACAUGGAUAUAGUUGGAGACCAUUGUGUGUUGGUUGCAACAACACCAGUCAGUCAACUUGCCCUGAUCGUGGUCCCAUUGACUCAUCCCAAAGAGGCAUACACUGUACCGCUCCCCUCCUGGACUUGUGCCCUUGAAACCAAGAAACCGGGCUUGGCAGAGAAACAAAAUGUGCUAGAAUUCCUGAUCUCAUCUCCAGUCCACCCACCGGUGCCGUACUGUCUGUACCCCGAGAAUGGGCUCCUUUUAUCAGCCACUGGAGAUGGGUCCUCACCAGAGAACCUGGACAAUUAUAUGACCACACGCUUUGAGGCCUGCAGCCAAGAUGGUACAUUGGUGCCAGUGACAUUGUUUCAUGAAUUACCUGUGGAGAGUCUGAGACAGGUGCCACUGCUCGUCCAUGUCUAUGGAGCUUAUGGCAGAGAUCUUAACAUGGACUUCUGCCCGGAAAAAAAAAUGCUACUGGAGCAAGGCUGGAUUCUGGCCUACUGCCACAUCAGAGGUGGAGGUGAGCGUGGACUUACAUGGCAAAGACAAGCCCGUGUGGAGGGGAAGCAGAGAGGAGUGGAGGACCUCCAAGCCUGUCUCCAUCACCUUUUCUCUUCAGGAGUUUCCUCUCCUUCACUUACUGCCCUUACAGCCUGCAGUGCUGGAGCAGUGCCAGUGGGAGCACUGUGCAACAGACACCCACACAUGAUACGGGCUGUCACACUGCAGGCUCCUUUUCUGGAUGUGUUGGCAACCAUGCAGGAUCCCAGCCUGCCUUUAACUUUGGAGGAUAGAGAUGAAUGGGGGGACCCAGUGGGAAACCCAAAACACAGACAUAUCAUCACCUCCUACUGCCCCUUUCACAACAUUACACCUCAGCACUACCCAUCAAUGCUGCUGACGGCCUACAGUGGUGAUGCCAGGGUUCCUCUGGCAGGAAUCAUCAAAUACACUGAACAGCUGAAGAAAGUCAUUCAUACACACUUGAGCAUGCAGCCGAAGUCAGAAUGUGAACCAGCACCAAACAUAGUUCUGAAUAUCCAGCCUGGAGCAAAUCACCUCGGACCAGAAGACUUUGAGCAGUUGCUGGAGGAGGAAGCCCUCAAGUUGGCAUUUCUAUACACAGAGCUGAGUCUGGACCCUCCUCGGCCUCCACGCAGGAGAAAGAGAUAGUGAGGCUGUCUGGAGACAAUCAGAAAGGAUGACACAAAGGUGCUAAAAUCUUAAACAAUACCAAAGAGGACAACAUCACCAGUGAAAUUAUGUGUAGUUGUUCACUUUAUUAUUUGACACAGGUCUUUUAUGGAGAGACUAUAAAUGAAGAAUCUCAAUCAUUUGAUUGCUGUAUUAGCUGAAGGCUAUCGUCCAUUCAUGUUAGCAUUUAUAAAGUAUGUUGCCAAUGGCUUUCCCACAUCCACCUUGAAAAGCAGAUGUACCAACAUCUGCAGAGUCUUUCAGGAACAGAUAUCUAGCAUGUGCAGCAAAACACCAAUUAAACUCCACUCAGUAAUUUUACACACAACACCCGAAGGUGUCCAGUAAGAGUAAAAAUCGGACCUGGGAGAUGAAAUGAAACAUUCUGAAGUCCCGCAUCUAAAAUCUACAACUGAAUAUUUUGAAAUAUUGCUAUUGUGUUUUAAAGAAACUUUAACUAAUGUCCACCAGUGACCAAUUCUUGCAUGUCUUUAACAACACCAAGGAGAACAACAUCACCAGUGAAAUUAUCUGUAGUUGUUCGCUUUAUGUGACACAGGUCAUUUAUAGAGGGACUAUAAAUGAAGAAUCUCAAUCAUCUGAUUGCUGUAUUAACUGAAGUCUAUCGUCCAUUCAUGUUAGCAUUUAUAAAGUAUGUUUAUAGUCGGCAAGUAGCAGGCCUUCUCAGAGACGUAGCAUUCUUCAGGGUGGUUGGGAUUAUACCGCCUGCUAGUGGAGUAUUGAAUCACCAAGCCUUCCCCUGCUUCUGUCUGGAUCUGAGACUUCUGAUACACUUUGCCGUCGUUGACUUGGUUUGUGCUCAGCAGCACCAUCAGCUGGUCUGGUAACUCAGGAAUGGAGGAGAGAUCUGUGAUGGCAGAUUCCUUACCAAAGUUAAGCACCAUGAGGUAAGCUCGGUUCAGCCCAUCGAGCUCUCUGAGAUAGGAGAAGACAUUGGCAUCUGCGUGGAUGUAGCAGAACCAUCCUCGAUGAAGAGCAAGCUCCGACUCCCGGAGGUUACUCAGGAAACGGUACUGGGACAGAACAGAACCUGAAUCUUUCAUCUGGACCUGGAAAAGAAAGAGUGGGAAGACAAUACAUGAGCGAGCUCUGGUCAUGUAUUUCGUCAGAGAUGAACUUUACUGAAAGAAUUCUUUACCUCUACAUUGACGGUUUCGUAGUCAGGGUGCACAGGCAACCAGGUGAUGUUGGUUUUGUUGUUAAAGCCUGCGUUCAUGUCACCAUUCCACUGCAUUGGAGACCGCUCAGGGUCCCGACUGGCACUCUGCAGUGAAAGCACAGGAAUAACAUUGGCAAACUCAGCAGUCAGUGUAUCAGGUACUCCAAGAUAAAACUAGUGUAAUCUAAACUACAACAAACCAGCGAUAAAUCAAAACUUCAUGAAGCAAGUUUUCAUAGAGAUGCUGUGUUCUUUCUGCAGGCUGUAUUAUAAACUGUAAACAUGUCUAUUUACUGUCUAUGCACAUUUUUCUGUGUUUUGAAAUGUUAGAAAAUAAACCGGUCCUUUAUAUUGAUAUUACAAA
Molecule: messenger RNA, 3986 nt
Organism: Amphiprion ocellaris (clown anemonefish)
Lineage: Eukaryota; Metazoa; Chordata; Actinopteri; Pomacentridae
Gene: prepl
Product: prolyl endopeptidase like
Exons: 15
Coding region: 253-2421 (722 amino acids)
Biological process (GO): proteolysis
Cellular component (GO): Golgi apparatus; cytoskeleton
Molecular function (GO): serine-type endopeptidase activity
Source: RefSeq, a predicted model, not a curated record